AUUGAGUACAAACGGGUUGGAAGGUGGCUGGAAUUUUGCAAUAGCCACCACACGAAACUAUGCAAGCGGGGUUUAUUAGUACCUAUGAAGCUUAUAGUCAUCGACUGUAAGUCUCGUACACUGGUUGAUAUGGAUAAUUCCUUGCAACCUUACCUCUCGCUCAGUUAUAUAUGGGGUCAAUCAUCCCUGCGUUCUGUUUCGAAUACCGCAACCUUACCGGAACCUUGUGAGAAAACGAUCGAAGACUCGAUGGUAAAUGUGAUCGCACUUGGAUUUCGAUACAUGUGGGUCGAUCGUUAUUGUAUUCCUCAGGACAACAUCAACGAAAAGCACUCACAGAUCCAACGAAUGGGAGAUAUCGUUUGCAAAUUCAAUAUUAACCAUCAUUGCCGGUGCGGGCCAUAGCCCGGAGAUAGCUACCUCGUGUUCAACUAGGCCGAGCACAAUUCAUUGCAUUACCACCCGCAAUACAAUGCGAAGUUGAGCAAUCCGCGUGGAGCACGAGAAGUUGGACGUAUUAAGAAGGGCUCCUGUGAAAGAGACUCCGGUCUUUACCGAAUCCCAAACACAUUUUCAGUGCUCGGCCAUGCAUUGUCAAGAAAGCCUAUCGACGCCUUACAAGACUCUUCAUAUCAAGAGCUUUGAGAGAUUUCGCCACAAUUUUCUGGGUCUCUUUUCCCACAAUGAUGGGAUUGGCAAGAGGAGCGAAGAAAUUGUCGACCGAAUUUCGGAAUAUGCGGCUCGCAAGCUCUCGUAUCCUUCGGAUGGCCUGAACGCUUUUCAAGGAAUCCGAAAAGCAUACCAGUCAUUCAAUCUGCCGAUUAUUCACGUUUGUGGGGUUCCAAUAUUUUCGCCAAAGACAUUUCCGGUCAAAG
Molecule: messenger RNA, 875 nt
Organism: Mytilinidion resinicola
Lineage: Eukaryota; Fungi; Ascomycota; Dothideomycetes; Mytilinidiales; Mytilinidiaceae
Product: HET-domain-containing protein
Exons: 1
Coding region: 85-405 (106 amino acids)
Source: RefSeq, a predicted model, not a curated record